UGCCAUACAAAUUUGGGCAUUUGAAACAUUCCCAGCAUUAUCAAGAGCGAAGAUGUGCAAAGUUAUUACUACCAAAAAGGACGCGGUUCCAAGGAUCACAAGGUGGUGCUUGUUGAAAAAGCCUUCUGCUAAAGUUGUUUCUGAGGAUAUUUUUGACAACAAAAAGUUUGAGUUCCAGCCUAUUGUUCCAACAACAAUAGAGCUUGAAGAUGCUAAUAUAGCAAAUAUGUGGACAACCAGAAAUGAGAAAAGCAUAGUGGAUGUGAAUGCAGCUGUGGAGAAGGUGAUCUAUGAGAGUGACAAUGAAGGCAAGAUGCAGUCUCGAAUAGAUAAAAGAAGAUCACAGAGAAUACCGAAAAAAACUGCUUUGAAAAGAAAAGCAUCAAGCAAGAAUGGUAAAGAGGAAUCGGAAAUUGAAUUCAAAAAAGCCAAGAAAAGUACUACUUUGAGAAGGAAAGCAACAAAAGGCAAAAAAGGUAAAGAGCAGGCAGAAACUGAGAGUCAAAGCAACUCUGAACAAGAUCAGUUUCAAGUAAUAUGUUUGAAAGAGCUGAAGGGUAUCAAAGAUACCCUAAAGAAACAUGAUAAAAUGUUUGAGCAGAUAUUGGCAUUGCUUCUGAAGAAAGGGUAUGAAAUAAAAGAUUCUGGCAAGACAGUGCAGGGGAAGAAGAUUGUACAAGAAGUUGAGCUUGACUGUAAUACAAGUUCUGAUGAUGACACGACUGAGGAAGAAUAUGAAGAGAAUGAUUCUAGUGAACAAGAAGAUGUAGAGGUGUCUGAUAAUUCUGGAGAAGAAAAAGAUGCUGAGAAGUCUGGGGAGGGUGAAAAAGAUUAUAAUAAGCAAGAUGUUGUGGAGUCUGGAGAAGAAGAAGAUGAUGAGGAAUCUGGGGAGGGUGAAAAAAAUGAUGAUAAGCCAGGUGCUGAGGAGUCUGGGGAAGAAAAAGAUGCUGAGGAGUCUGGGGAGGGUGAAAAAAAUGAUAAUAAGCCAGAUGCUGAGGAGUCUGAUGAAUCUGGGGAGGAUAAAAUCUCUAAAAACGAAGUUUCUGUAAAGGAAAUGGAAGAAGAAAAGGUUGAAGAAGUGUUUGAAAAAGAAAAUGUUAAAGAAGUGCAGAAUGUGGGGGGUUCUGAUAUGCCAAGUUUUGAUUUGCACUUCACUCCAACACCUCCUGAAAAGACAAUGUCUAACAAUGAAAAAUCUCCAUUGUUGGGAGGCACUCAAUUUUCACCUGAAGAUCUACAGCAGGUCGAUAAUAUUGCGAAUGAUAUUAUAAAAAACAAGGUUUAUGCAGAAAGAAUACCUAUUCAAGAGACAUUGGCAAAGUUUAAAAGGCCAAAAAGGACUGCCACUCAACCUGACAAAUACACUCCUACAGAACUUGUGCAACAAAGAAAGAAAGCUAAGGUGGAAAGGCUAGAGAAGAAAAUGCUGAAACUAAGAAUGAAUGAAAGAAAGUCAUUGUACGGGCCAUUUGCACUUGACCCUUUUGAGAUGUCACCUGUUAAUGCAAUUGAGAAAACAAGGACUUAUUUGAAUAUUGGACUGCUGAAAAAUAGGAGGAAAUUUGAGGAUGCUAGGAAGUACAAAAAGAAUUUUGAGGUUCUGG
Molecule: messenger RNA, 1604 nt
Organism: Cuscuta europaea
Lineage: Eukaryota; Viridiplantae; Streptophyta; Magnoliopsida; Solanales; Convolvulaceae
Source: the annotation of a GenBank genome assembly